This is a messenger RNA of Prorocentrum cordatum, 2429 nucleotides long. Lineage: Eukaryota; Dinophyceae; Prorocentrales; Prorocentraceae. The record is from the annotation of a GenBank genome assembly.
AAAACCGCGCACGAAACCGACAAAAAAAAACAGGGAAUGGACGUCCAAGCGAUGGCGAGUUGUUCGUCCCCCCAGAGACUCGUAUACGACAUGAACACGAACACUUCGAUGGCAUUCCCCACGUCUCGCAACGAUUACGCUGCUGGCCAUCAAUGUGAUCAGCAUCACCACCCCGAUCAAAUCAACACGGUGACUAUAAUACAGGCGCCGAUUUUUGCCGAAGUCGUUCGUGUUCCACGGUUCGAGCCCGAAGGAGUCUCUCCCGCGCCCAUCUCCCGCGUCCCUUGCUUCGGAAUUGCGUGGGCCGGGGGUGCGCGCUGAUCAUACACAUGCGCACCCCGCGCGGAGAUGAAGAGUUGGCAGACGCCGAUGAAGGCAACGACUUCGAGUCUUUGAUCAGGCGGGCGAGGCAAGCACACAACCUGAACGUUAGGUGCCUCGAGGCGGAAGUGCAGAGGUUGCGGGAGAGGUUGGCGGCAGUGAUGGGGGACCACGGUGACGCGGAUAUUUUGUACGGCGGAGAACAGCCUGCUGUGCCACCUUUUAGUCGGACGAAAACCGAUGAUGACCAGAUCAGUCAGGAGGUGGCGUUACCCGAUGUGAAGGGUCAGCCGAGGCGCGAGAUCUCGGGCAGCAGCAAGGGUUUUAGUGAGUUUAGCAAUGACACAGGCGUUGGCAGGCGCAUUACAGAAAUAAGCACUCCAGGCAGUAGGCAAGCAGCAGUCUCCCGUGGGUUCAGCAGCACCUUGCGGCGGCAAGCAUCGUGGGAACGGUUUCUGGCAAGAAAAGGUGUUUUGUUUAGGGUCGUGCAGCACCCUGCCUUCGAAAUGUUCGUCGCUGGCAUGAUCCUCAUCAACGGUUGCGUUAUGGCUGCCGAGUCGCAGUACCAUGGUUUCGAUCUUGCCGUAUGGACUGGUCAUAGUAGUGCAGAUGGUGUAUCAUCCAGUGUGUGGCCACAUGGCGAAGCGGUGUUUGAAAUCUGUGAUUGGGUUUUCGGGGCAUUUUUCGCUGCCGAGAUUGUCAUCAAAGUCGUCGGCCUCCGCCUCGAGUUCACAAAGGAUUGCUGGAAUUGGGUUGAUCUUUCAGUGGUUGCGUUGUGAUGUAUAGUCGCCUCGACGUGGACGUGGACGUGAACGCGCAGAUGCUGCGCCUCGCGCGCCUCUCGCGGUUAGCCAGGCUGCUUCGGCUCUUCCGGCACAUGCACCACCUCAGGUUUGAUUCCUUGUACCUUCUGUCGACCUCUCGGGGAUCAAACAAUGACACACACACAUAUAUAUAUAUAUAUAUAUAUAUUGUCGGAGGUCUGCGCGGAUCUCUUAGAUCGGCGUUGGAGCCCCCUGGCGGCGCCUUCGGCGCCGCUCUUUGCGCGCUCCGCGCGCCUUGGAGGAGGGUCACGCGCCGAUCUAAGAGAUGCAAGCGGACCUCCGAAAUCUUAUGUGUAUGUCAUUGUUUGUUCCCCGAACCUCGCUCAAGGGAAGCGUGGCGAUCCUGGGAUGGUCUUUGGCGCUGUUGGUGGUCAUGCACAUGCUGCUAGCGCUGGCUGUCAAUCAGGCCCUCCAGGAGUAUUACUUUCAGAAGAGCCAGGCCGAAGAGCAGGUUGUGGUUUUCGAGUAUUUCGGGAGCUUUUCCCGGUCACUCCUUACCAUGUUUGAGUUUACCCUCGCAAAUUGGGCCCCCCCAGCAAGGGUAUUGAUGGAGAAUGUGCACGAGGCACUCUUCAUCUAUUCUGUUGUGCACAAGAUGGCACUUGGAUUUGCCGUCAUCGGGAUUAUAAAUGGAGUAUCCAAGACGUUCAAGGUGGCUUCUUCGGACGACGCCGUGAUGGUCAGGCAGAUGUAUCGUAAGGAGAAGAUGCACACUCAAAAGAUGCAGCGCCUCUUCGUCGAGGCAGACGCGAACGGCGAUGGUACUAUUGAGCUCGAUGAGUGGCUGACGAUCUGCGAGGACCAGUGGGUGCAGAUCUGGCUGAAGUCUCAAGACCUCGAUGCAACUGAUCCGGGCAAGUUGUUCACCUCAUUGGAUGACGGCAGCGGGACCCUCACUGUAGAGAGGCUCGUCGAGGGCACUGCGCGGCUGAAAAGCCAGUGUUCGGCCGUGGCAGUUAUUACUCUCCUCAAAGAAGUUCACGAUCGGGUGAAGGACAUCGAAACCACGUUGCAUGACGACCGUGCUGAGGUCAAUCCCGUCAGGACGCGCGGGGAUGAUCGAUUCAGAGGGUCUCCCCUUCCCAGCAGCAAUGCAUUAUGAUGGUGGGGAAUGUAAGUAUACUGCUCGUUCUUGCCUUGCAAGCUCAGCUUGGCUCAUUGCUUAAACAACACCGCGCUCAGUAGGAUUUCAACUACUCAUUGGCCUCCGUCACGCCGCCGUGCCUGGGUCGUUGCGAGGGGACAUCUCAGAGAUUUCUUUGGGUCGUUGAGGCGUUUUGGGGG